CAAUAGUUAAUCAAUAUUUAUUGAUGUAAGCGGCCAUUGUAACAACAUGGCAGUGAAGUUUGGCAGAUGCCACGUCGAAAUAUUUAUGCAUCUUUCCUAUUGUUGCGUGUAAUAUUGUCUUGAUCAACUUGAUGUAACGAGUACACGCACAUGUUGAAGUAAGUUUGUGCCAUCAAUGUAAGGAGAACCACCAUCAGUCCACGAACCCUGGGGAAAAUGUUGUCCAAAACAUCGAAGACAAUCGCCCUGUGCUCUCUAGCCAACUUUAUCAAUUCAGCAGACAGGGUGAUUAUGCCCAUUGCUAUCGUGCCGAUGACGGACAAGUUCAAGUGGGAUUUGCAUGGACAAGGAUGGGUUCUUAGUUCAUUUGCUGUUGGUUAUAUGAGCAGCCAGGUAGUGGGAGGCAGUGCAGCCAAGAAGUAUGGCGGCAAGACGAUCCUGGUUGUCUCAGUGCUACUGUGGUCAAUGUCAACGUUCAUGGUUCCAUUUUUUGCUCACUCAAUAUAUGCUCUGAUUUUGUCCCGAGUGAUACUGGGUUUAGGAGAAGGAUUAGGUUUACCAACUAUUUUCCAUAUCUUUGCCCAUGCAAUACCUUGCGAGGAGAGGUCGAGGGCAUUCGGCUAUCUUGUAGCAUGUGGAUCCAUAGGCGGGACUAUUGCAGCAGUGGUGUGUCCUCAUCUGACCUGGCCCUGGAUGUUUUACUUAUUUGGGUUUUUAGGUUUCAUCUGGGCCUUCAUCUGGCUGUUACUUUAUAAAGAGGCCAGAGGUUCAUCAGACGAGGAGUUUGUAGAGCCACCUAAGGUCAACAACACGAACGUGCGGUGGAUGGAGUUUAUCUGUCACUGGCCCAUGUGGUCGAUCUACAUCGCUCACUUCAGCAUGAACUGGUCCAACUACAUCAUCAUGCAGUGGCUGCCCACCUACAUGACCCGCAACCUGGGAGCCAACCAGAGCCACAUCAUGUUCACGGCAGUGCCUUACAUCAUGAACUCUUUAGUAGGAGUAGCGGCUGGACAUUUCGCUGAUGCUCUCAUUGCCCACAAGUGGACAGUGUUGUCCGUGCGGCGCCUGAUGACCAGCAUCGGGUUACUUGGACCCGGCUUAUUUAUCCUGUUUUUCAGUGCUGUGAAUAACCUUCCCUUAGCUGUGUUUUUUGUCUCCAUAUCUUUAGGCCUGAGUGCAUGCAAUUCUUCUGGUCACCUCAGCAACCAUGCUGAAGUGGCUCCCAAUCAUGCGGGCAUCACAUUCGCUAUAUCCAACACACUUGCCACAAUUCCCGGGAUCACCUGUGGUCCUCUCACUGCGGAGCUGGUGACUCAGUCCCACGGACGGUGGUUCCCCGUCUUCAUCAUUGCCGCGGGGGUCAACUUUGUAGGGGCUAUUAUUUAUCUAAGUCAGAGUGCUGCAAGUCAGGUGUUAUGAGAGGAAGAGAGUAUUGAGAGCGAGAGAAAGACACACAGAAUGAAUGUGAGGAGGAGCGAUUGUGUGGGAGGCAGAUGUGUGUAUGUAAGCGACAGUUUUUGUGUGAGCGAUAAUGUAUUCCUGGGGUUAAAUCACCGAUUUCAGUAAACGUUUUGACUCACCACUACACCAAGCCAUGUUCUAGUACCUAACAUGCUGUCACAUAAUCAAAUGUUUUCUAAAUAUCAACUGGGAAGAUGACACCCAUAUUACCAUGGUAAUGAAUACCACUGCACUGAGAACUUUUUUUACCUAUUUUACCAGAUCCUUUAAAGAAUGAAAAUGGGUUAAAAAAGGUUAUAAUGAAUUAAAUCAAAUACAUAUAUCAUUGAUGGGGUAUAUUUUACAGUAUAAUAACUGGUUUGGGUAUGGAAGCUGACAUGUCGUGUUAUAACAGAAAUACUGUUAAAAGCAGUGAAUGUCACAUUAAGACAGAUAAUUAGAAGCCUUUAGUGUUUUCCAGGUGAUGAAAAUACCUUUAAGGCUAAUACUUAUAGGCUAGGGCUCUGUUUCACAAGGUGAUAACAGAGCUAUGACUGGCAUUACUACGUCUCACAUGUAUUACAGUAAUUGUAGCACUGAGAUCCCUGUACAGACCAGUGCCAUGGAGUGUACACUGAAAGAUUCUAUGUGGAGAUCUGGGUUUGAAUACCGGUAGGUCUUCAGCAACCCAUGCUUGCUGUGAAUUGCGACUUUGCUUGUCGUAAGAGGCGACUUACAGGAUCGGGUGGUCAGGCUCACUGACAUGGCUGAUGCAUGUCAUCAUAUCCCAAUUU
Molecule: messenger RNA, 2237 nt
Organism: Haliotis rufescens (red abalone)
Lineage: Eukaryota; Metazoa; Mollusca; Gastropoda; Lepetellida; Haliotidae
Product: sialin-like
Exons: 9
Coding region: 217-1422 (401 amino acids)
Biological process (GO): transmembrane transport; monoatomic anion transport
Molecular function (GO): transmembrane transporter activity
Source: RefSeq, a predicted model, not a curated record